AGAUAGACUUCAGACUUAGAGGCAGAGCACUAUCGUAGCGUUACUGGUUACUGGUGUUUGAGUAGUUGAAUUUUCAUACAUUAAAAAUUAGAACAAUCGUAAGAAUCCGAAAGUUAUAUAAUUUCAGUCCAUUAUUGUUCGGCAGUGUUAUUUUAUCAUUUUAGUCUAAAAUAUGUCGAAACCAGCAGAAAAUCAACCUGAAGAAUUGUCCGAAGAUGAUAAACGUUUGCAAGAGGAACUCAACAUGCUUGUUGAGAAGAUUACUGGUUCAGAGGAAAAUCUGUAUAAGCCAGCCUUAGAAAGUAUGAGGGAUCUGAUCCGAAGUUCCACAACGUCUAUGACAAGUGUGCCGAUGCCUUUGAAGUUCCUCCGAUCCCACUAUGGUGUCCUGAAAGAAGCUUAUGAUCGGAUGACUGAGAAGGAAGCUAAAGAGUUGUGUGCAAGUAUAGUCUCUGUGCUAGCCAUGAGUCAGGAUCUCCCAGGAGCACGCGAGUGUUUGAAGUAUUGUCUUCUCAGCUCCAAAUAUGAUGUGGGUGAUUGGGGCCAUGAAUAUGUCAGACAACUCGAAGGAGAGAUAGCAGAAGAGUGUGGCCAAGCAGCUGACGUGGAGGAGGUGAAAGCAAAACUGUUGCCACUCAUUGAGAGUAUCAUCAAGUUCGACAUGAAACACAAUGCAGAGAUACAAGCAUGUGACUUGCUAAUGGAAAUAGAUCGGCUGGACAUUAUCGACAGGCACAUGGACGCAUCAAAUUAUCUAAGAGUGUGUCUCUAUAUAUCAAGUUCUGCCGGUUACGUUGAUGACACUGAGAGGGAGGUGAUUCUGCGGUCGGUCAUUGAACAUUAUCUCCGGUUCAAGGAGUACCCAAGGGCUCUCUGUAUUGCUAUGGAGCUAAAUGACAAUGAUGCCAUGCAACGUAUCUUCAAGGAAUGUACUGAUCCAUCGGUAAGAAAGCAGUUGGCUUACACAGUAGGCAGACAACAGCUCUGUCUAGAACUCAGUGACGAUCUUGUGGACAAAUCAGACCUUUCCACCAUCAUGUCCAACUCGCAUGUCAAUGAUCAUUUCCAUGGGCUGGCCAGAGAGUUGGACAUUAUGGAGCCCAAGACACCAGAGGAGGUCUACAAGACCUGGCUGGAGGGUCUGGUGCUGCGGCCAACCUAUAAUUUGGAUGUGCCUGUAGAUUCUGCCCGUCACAACCUCGCAUCCACCUUUGUCAACGCUUUUGUCAAUGCUGGCUUCUCCCGUGACAAACUAGUCUCCGUGGAGGACGGCAACAAAUGGAUGUACAAGAACAAGCAGCACGGAAUGCUCAGUGCUGCCGCUUCCCUAGGCCUCAUUCACUUGUGGGAUGUAGACGGUGGACUUACUCCCAUCGAUAAAUAUCUCUACACAUCUGAAGAGAACAUCAAGUCUGGAGCAUUGUUGGCACUGGGGAUAGUCAACUGUGGAGUACGCAAUGAGUGUGAUCCAGCCCUUGCCCUGUUGUCAGACUACGUUCUUCACGAUAGUGUUACCCUGCGUACAGGAGCAGUCCUCGGGUUGGGGCUGGCGUAUGCUGGCACCCGACGACGACAGGACGUGGUAUCACUGCUACUGCCGGUAUUGUCAGACAAAAAGUCAUCUCCAGAGGUGGUGGCGUUGGCAGCCCUGGCUUGUGGUCUCAUCACUGUUGGCGCCAGUGACCCUGAGGUGCUCUCUACUUUACUUCAGACACUGCUUGAUCUUCCCGUCUCAGAGCUGCAGGAGGGACAGUACUCCCGUUUCUUGCCUCUUGCCAUCGGUCUCUGCUACUUAGGGCAAAAAGAAGCUACAGAAGCAACCAAGGCUGCUCUGGAAGUGUUGCCUGAGCCAUUCAGGUCUAUGUCACAGCAGAUGUUGAAAAUGUGUGCGUACGCCGGAACAGGCAAUGUGCUGAUAGUGCAGCAACAACUACAGAUCUGCAGUGAGCACUACACUACCGUGAAAGAAGACACUAAGAAAGAAGACAAGGACAAAAAAGAGGACAAGAAGGACAAAGAAAAGGAGAAAGCCAAGGAUUUGACCUCAAUGCAAGCUGUUGCUGCUCUGUCAGUGGCCGUGAUCGCAAUGGGAGAGGAAAUUGGGUCAGAAAUGUCCACCAGAAUAUUUGCACAACUGGGAAGGUAUGGAGAGCCAGCAGUGAGACGGGCAGUGCCUCUAGGUAUUGCUCUCACGUACAUCUCUAACCCACAGCUCAGUAUUAUCGAUGUGCUCAACAAGUACUCUCACGACGCAGAUGAGGAGGUAGCUCACAAUGCCAUCUUCGCCAUGGGCUUAGUUGGUGCUGGUACUAACAACGCAAGGUUGGCAACAAUGCUGAGACAGCUGGCACAGUACCAUGCCAAGAACACUGGCCACCUGUUUAUGGUGAGGAUAGCGCAGGGCCUGACUCACCUUGGUAAGGGGACCUUGUCUCUGUCGCCAUUCCACACUGAUCGUCAGAUCAUGAAUCCUGUUGCAGUGGCUGGCCUCCUCAUUACUCUCACCGCUUUUCUUGAUACCAAGAAUAUAAUCCUUGGCAAAUCACACUAUCUGCUGUAUACUUUGGCAACGGCCAUGUACCCUCGAUGGUUGGUCACUCUGGAUGAAGAAGGAGAACCUCUGCCUGUUCCAGUUCGUGUUGGACAGGCAGUAGAUGUGAUCGGCAAGGCUGGUACUCCCAAGACUAUUGCAGGAGUACACACCCACACCACUCCAGUGUUGCUUGCCGUAGGCGAGAGAGCAGAACUGGCCACUGAUGACUUCACACCUCUCACUCCUGUUAUGGAAGGAUUCGUCAUACUGCGGAAAAAAGCAGUUGCAACUAAUUAAUUAAUUUUUGUAUUCAGUUAAUAAAUGUUCAUAAUACUUUUUGUAGUUAA
This is a messenger RNA of Homalodisca vitripennis (glassy-winged sharpshooter), 2880 nucleotides long. RefSeq names its product 26S proteasome non-ATPase regulatory subunit 2 (gene Rpn1). The record is from RefSeq and is a predicted model, not a curated record. NCBI's taxonomy places the organism in Eukaryota, Metazoa, Arthropoda, Insecta, Hemiptera, Cicadellidae. The transcript has 15 exons. The coding region runs from base 173 to 2830 and encodes 885 amino acids. Gene Ontology annotation, molecular function: enzyme regulator activity. Gene Ontology annotation, biological process: proteasome-mediated ubiquitin-dependent protein catabolic process; regulation of protein catabolic process. Gene Ontology annotation, cellular component: nucleus; proteasome complex; proteasome storage granule.